CUGCCUGCUUGCGGCUGUAAAGGGAUUGCAGGCACCACAGCCACUACUACUUCUGCUUUUCCCUGCCUGGCCAGGAACAUAAAACCAGAAACUCCAUCAGCAGGUUGGAGGGGCUGCCUCAUUGCCUGGCAAACCUGGGAUAAUUUAUUUCUCUCUUCAGUCACUUCUUUUCCCUGCUGUUAUUGAGGCUCUUUUUCCUACUUCAAAGUGAAUGAAACCAGGCUAAACUCUGAAAGGGAAUGAAUGAAAUACAUACUGCUUGAGAAGAAGAAUCGCAUGAUUCUUGUGUAACAUCUGUACAGCCUGAAACAAUGGUUUUGUCUGUCCCAGGUAUAGCUCUGGGUGCCACCUUGGGGACUGCAACUAGCAUCCUUGCCCUCUGCGGUCUGACCUGCUUGUGCAAAUGCAGGCGACCUAGGAAAGGACUCUCGGGAAAGGACCAAGACAUGGACACUGAAAACGCUAAGCCCAGUAUGCUUCACCCAGUCCAGCAGUUCAGCGUUAAGAAGACUACUGAACCCAUCCAGCCUCGGCCCCUCCUGAAGUUUCCCAACAUCUAUGGCCCAAAGCCAGUCGUGACUGCCCCAGAAAUUGUUAACUAUGUGGAUUAUGCCUUGAAGACAACUGAAGAGCCAACUAGAGGAAAAGAUGAAGUUCAGGAUCAGAACGGAAUGAAGAUACAAGUCAAUGAGGAGUUAUUUGUUCUCCCUCAAAAUGUUCCAGGUGCAGUAAAGGAUGUGUGUGUCACUGAGCACCUGAACCCUGAGAAAGCAGCCAGCUGUAACCAGGUCCCUGAACUCCGCUAUUCCCUUGGGUAUGAUCGACAGAAAGCUGAGCUGUGUGUGGCCUUUCUUGAAGCUAUGCAUGGAAGCAUGAUAGGGGACCAGGAUGCUGGCUGUGACUGCUACAUCCUGGGCACUUUGAUGAGCAAAUCUGGCACCACAGAGGCCCAGACAGUGCUGAAGAAGAAAGUGCACCACAUCAUCUGGGAGGAAGCUCUGCUGUUCCCGUUAGCUGAGGAGGAGGUGCUAGAAGGGAUGCUGACUCUCACCUUGAGGAACUGCGACAGGUUCUCUAGACACAGCAUUGUUGGGGAAAUUAAACUGAGCCUGGCUAAUGUGGGGGAACCCUUCAGAAUGGCCCAGUGGGAGAAACUGAAGACCCCUGAGAAGGAGCCAGAUGCAGGCUAUGGGGAGAUACUCCUCUCCAUCAGCUAUCUGCCAGCAGCAAACCGCCUGCUUGUGGUGCUUAUAAAAGCCAAGAACCUCCAUUCCAAACAGCUGAAAGAUCUCCUGGGAAAAGAUGUAUCUGUCAAGGUGACCCUGAAGCACCAGUCUCUGAAACUGAAGAAGAAGCAGACAAAGCGUGCAAAACACAAGAUCAACCCAGUCUGGAAUGAGAUGAUCAUGUUUGAAGUGCCCCAUGAGCUGCUACGCGCCUCCAGCGUGGAGCUAGAAAUGCUAAGCCAAGAUGGCCUGGGGCAGAGCCAAUCACUGGGCAAGUGCAGCCUGGGUCUGCAUGCCACAGGCACAGAGAGGAACCACUGGGAGGAGAUGCUGAGGAACCCGAGGAGGCAGAUAGCCAUGUGGCACCAACUUCAUAUGUAGCCAUGCGAUCUCUGUCAUGACCAGCCAACUGCCUUUCAUACUGGGAGGUCUCUGAGUCAGGAGGAGUAAGCCAAGUUAUAUUUCAUCUUGCAGGAAUGUGAACCACACCCAUCCACAAAAUGACCAAUCACAGCAUUCUGUUAUGGACACUGCCUUUUUCGGGUUUCCUGCCACAAGGACUCUCUCAAGCUAGACCAGGCAAAGUCCUGGAGCCUACAUUGUAGGGAAGAGUCAGUCCUGAAUGCUCUCCUAGGGAUGGAAUGCAUGUCCCCAACAGACCUCUAACUUCUACAAGGACAAGAUUCUGACACUGAAAAGCCGCUGGUGAAAAUAAAUGGGGACUCUCAGAUAGGCUUUUGUAUGUGUUAUAUUUAAAGGUGAGCUGAAAAGGGAAAAAAUGGGUUUGCGCUAUUAUUUACUGCUUUAUGAUGGAGAAAGAAGGCCUGAUUUUUAUUUAUUUAGUUAGUUUUCUGCUUAUUUUUUAUUUUAUAUGUUCAGGUCUUAUCUACCCUGCUUUCCCUUGAAGACUCUAUAGAUGACUGGUGAGCUAGCAGGUAUACAGCAUACUUAAUCAGGUUUCCCUUCUAUGGUAAGAGGGGAAGUGAGUUUUAUUCACAGUGUUCAAACCACUUUGUCUUUUUAUUAAGAUUUUUAAAAUCAAACAGUUGACAAACCAUUUAGAAGAAAAAUUCUCUUUGUUAAAGGUUUAACACCUCUAGCCCUUCAAUUAAUGGCAGAGAGAGAUCUCCCUGUCUGUCUGUGUCUACCUCUGCUACAGAGACCGCCAGCAAAACCGGGAAGCGCAGAUUAACAUUUCUAAGGUUAAUACAUACAAGAAGAAUUUUUCUAUGAAUACAAAAUGAAAAAAGGGCAUAACCCCCCUUUGUUUGUUUUUGCCACCAUAAGUCUCUUUUCAGAAACACUGGAUUUCUGAGUUCCUCUUGGGAACGUAGAGUUCAGGCUCAAAACUCAGGCCUUCUCCCAUCUCAGAAUGUGGUAGCCAAGCUUCUCUAGUGGAAGCAACUGGGCUCUCUGCAUGGUUCGACCUCACCAACUUAGAGAUGCUAACACACACGCUAUCAUUUCCACCUGGUAUAUACUUAAAAUCUGUCCCUAUACUGUGAAAAAAACAAGUAAUGAAAAUAGAUGGGCCAAAAGGUUAUAACUCAGUCCCAGGUUUCUAACCCGUCAACAAACCUUCCUCACCAAAGCCCCCAUUGGGGUGGUGGUCUCGGCAAUAGUUGUCUUUUGCAGUCAAUGUUUUCCAUAUUGCUUUAGGUGGCCGUAUGGAACAAAGAGCAAAAAUAAACUGGUUCCUGAGAUAUGAAAAAGAGAGAAGCUAUGUGAAGGGAAAAAGAGGCAGAAACGUAAAAAGACAGUAGAAGAACACAGAGAAAAACAGAGAAAGAUGGAGAGAGAGAGUAGAUCAUAUAAAAAGAGCGAGAGAGGCAAAGAAGCAGAGGUAUUCUCCUGAUAGUGUACUGUACAUACCCAGCCUUUGAAGUGAGCACUGCCAAAACCUGUGUCUGGAUUCCUUCCUGUUCCUUCGUUGCUGGAGUCUUUGAUAUCUUGGAUUCAGGGUGCUAAAAGCCAUUGAAAACAUGAAAGCUUCAAGGUCUCUUAUCCCAAAUCUAUAUGUGUAAGUAGUGUAUCCCUCUUUCUCCCAGUGUUCUUGGGGGAGCUCUCCUCUCUGUCUCUCACAUGCAGGUCAUGGACAUAAGAAUGGCCAUACUGGGUCAGACCAAAGGUCCAUCUAGCUCAGUAUCUUGUCUUCCAACAGUGGCCAAUGCCAGGGGCCCCAGAGGGAAUGAACAGAACAGGAGAUCCAUCCCACAAUUCAGAAAAAUCACUGACUGUGUUCUAUCCUGUUAUUGCCAAUGAAUUGCCACAAAUCCUUCUACUUACUGCCAUCCUUUCUGCUUAGAAAUAGACUCAUUUCUGAAGUGAGCAGGUGUUGGAUAUUCUGAUUAUGUUCCAGGAAGCAGAUGAGACUGAGUAAAUUACAUAGGAUUGUUUCACCAACAGUUUGGGUUUGAUACGGAGGUGCCAUAUUGAAACCCAAUCUUAGUUACCAGCACUGCUUAGAAGAGCAGCCCAGAAGGCUGCCAGGUACUACAUCAUCUCCGGACUGAAUGACUUUCUCUUCACUGGCCCACUAACUCGCCAUCACCUUUCUCUUGUGCUUUUGAGAUUUGGCAUGGCUUAAGUGUAAUCAUUUACACUCCUUUCCAUGUCUGAUGAUACCCCUUCUGUAUCCCAAAAGAGAUAUUGCUUUGUCCCUAUGAGCUCUCUGCUUGUCCUGCCACUCCAUUGCAAACAGCGGGCUCACCUUUAAGAGACAUGCCUGGGGACAAGGCAUUCAAGGGGCUAAAGAUAUAAUCAUACUGUCCAUAGCUCUGGAAUACUUAAGCAAUUACCCAAUCUCCACCACAUUUGGUCACUUUAAACCAGUAUUAUUCAGUUUGUUCCCUGGCUUACAGAAGAUUGCUGCUUAAUUAAUAAGCAAGAGCCAAAAUUCUGAACAAGAUGGAAGAAAAGCCCGCACAAGACUCACGGAGAUGCUAAAACCAU
Messenger RNA from Trachemys scripta elegans, 4178 nucleotides. It is a transcript of the gene SYT13, whose product is annotated as synaptotagmin 13. Gene Ontology annotation, molecular function: clathrin binding; calcium ion binding; calcium-dependent phospholipid binding. The transcript has 6 exons. Gene Ontology annotation, biological process: calcium-ion regulated exocytosis; regulation of dopamine secretion; cellular response to calcium ion. The record is from RefSeq and is a predicted model, not a curated record. Lineage: Eukaryota; Metazoa; Chordata; Testudines; Emydidae. Bases 312 to 1607 code for a protein of 431 amino acids.